AUGGACGGAGCGGAGCACCUCGGGAGCGGCAUCAUGAGCCUCAGCCUUCGGGCCCUCAUCCUGUAUGGAAGCCACUGGACAAACGGCAGAAAUGGCACCAUGGCCGAAGUAACCGAUCAUGCGGGCAAAAUGCCCACUGGGUCCUCCGAGCAGAAGCUUGGCCUUGGUGAACCAGCUGCUGCUCCUCCCCGAGGCUGCACCCCCCUCUCCCUGUAA
This is a messenger RNA of Colletotrichum aenigma, 216 nucleotides long. RefSeq lists its product as uncharacterized. The transcript is spliced from 2 exons. The coding region runs from base 1 to 216 and encodes 71 amino acids. The record is from RefSeq and is a predicted model, not a curated record. Lineage: Eukaryota; Fungi; Ascomycota; Sordariomycetes; Glomerellales; Glomerellaceae.